Molecule: messenger RNA, 4251 nt
Organism: Linum trigynum
Lineage: Eukaryota; Viridiplantae; Streptophyta; Magnoliopsida; Malpighiales; Linaceae
Source: the annotation of a GenBank genome assembly
GUUGUUCUUAACAGUGAUGUAUUUCUAUAAAACUUUUCAAAUUUUGCCUUUUCCAUCUGUCUUAUUGUUAUCAUCAUCAUUUUGCUGUGAAAUGAGAAGUACUUAGUUGUGGGUUACUUGGUUCUAAUCAUAUUUGUGGUAAAACCUGAUUUGUAACAGAGCAGAGGUUGUUUUGGUUGCUGUGCUAAACCCACUACCGUUGUUUCCGUGAAUGAGCAUUCAAAGAGCUUAAGACCUCAAGAAAGGAUAGCAAAGAAAUAUAGCAUAACCGACGAUUUCUGGAGCAGUAGUGCAGCAGAAAUGGACAACAGUGCUAUACAAUCACAGAGAAGCAUGUCAUCCAUCAGCACACUAAACCAGCCCCUCGAUCCCUGCAGUAAUGCUGGCAGCUCAAGCAACCCUUCUGAAUUUGUAAAUCAUGGCAAGUUCUACUAGUUAUCACUAGUCAUGGUCAAUAUAUUUAAACUGCAGAUGCAGCAGAAUCAUCUUCUCUUCGUGGUCGUUUCAUUGGCUUUUGUUUGGCCCUUUUUUAUUUUUUUCCUACUGUAGGGAGUCUGUUGAUAAUCUUGGUUGACAUGUUAUUUCAUUGUUCGACUUCCCUUCUCCAAAAUUGUUUAGAGGCUGCUAUUGAAGUUGUCCUUAGAAGGUUAGUGCGUAGCUAAGUACAUUGAAAAUGGAUUAUUUUUGCUGGCUGCAGGUCUCCUUCUAUGGAACCAGACAAGGCAGCAAUGGCUUGCAAAUAAGUUAUCUCAGAGCAAAACAAAACCGCAAGCUCGUGAGCCCACGAUAAGGUGAUGUGUAGUUUAUCUUUAUGAAAAUGAUGACUCUAUAGAGCAUUGCUACUCCCUCGAAACCUAAUUUAAAGUUAAAACACUCUUUUUGCUGGUCUUUUGAUCAUAUAGAAGUUUCACAUGUAAAUUAUCUUCUUGGAGCAGAGUGGCAUGAUCUUGCAUCCAUCCAACUUUUAUCUGUUUCAAAACUCAUAUCUGAUUCCAUGUCCUUUUAGAGUUGAUUGUUUAAGCUCUCAAUUCGACUCACGAGCACUGAUGUAUGUGGCAGUUGGAAUGCUUCUUAUGAUAGCUUACUCGGGAGUAAUAAGCCAUUCCACCAUCCUGUCCCACUCGCUGUAAGUUAUGAAAAUGGUGGCCGUCGUCGUUCAAAACAAGUUCAGCAGGCCAAUGAGAUAAUUUUUUACAUUUCCUUUUGGUCUUGCUGUUUGUACAAUGGCAGGAAAUGGUGGAUUUUCUGGUGGACGUUUGGGAACAAGAAGGGUUGUACGAUUGAAUCGAUCGGGAAGAACCCUUGUUUAGGAGUUCGUUUCAUUCUCUCUGUGAUCGCACACAAGGGUUGUAGCAACUGGCAAUUGUGAUUAACUUAUAAUUUAUGUGCUUCCUCAUCUGGGAAGGAAACACCAACUUUAAACUUUCAUCAGAAACACUUUGUAAGCAGUCUUUUGAUUUAGAUUGUCUGCUCUGUGCGUCGCCGCGCUUGGAGAUUUGCUGUGAUUCUAUUAUUACCAUUAUCUAUAAGAUCAGUACUGUUAUCGAUUCCAUUCAUUCACUGAUUACAUUCUGAGGCGCUGUUGUUAAAAUCGUUCAUUGCUACGACACCUAUUUUUUGUGGUUGCGGAAUGGGUUGGGGUGUUAUCGCACUUUAAAGUUUAAAAAUUUGCGCUUUUACGUUUCUAGGUCAUCAAAACGUUUUUAUAUAGACUUACAGUUUUUAUAGGUAGUGUAGUUAAAAAUGCGCUUUAAAACUUAAAAACUUACUAUUUUAGUUUCUUGAUCAUCAACUAGCCUACCUCAAAGCUGUGAUCAAGGAGUCAAUGAGACUGCAACCCACAGCUCCAUUGUUGGUUCCAAGGGAAUCAACCGAGGAUUGUAGGUUAGGCGGGUAUGAAAUAGCAGCCAAGACUACAGUCUACGUGAAUAUAUGGGCGAUCGGAAGGGAUCCUGAAACCCGGGGAGAAAACCCAGAGGAGUUUAGGUCGGAGAGGUUCAUGGAAAAUCCGUCGAUUGAUGUGAAAGGUGCAGACUUUGAGUUGAUACCGUUCGGAGCGGGAAGAAGGAUGUGUCCCGCUAUUCACAUGGGGCUCGCAAAUGUGGAGCUCUCUCUGGCUAAUCUGCUUUACGCUUUCGAUUGGGGAAUGCCGGAUGGAAUGAAGAAUGAGGAUUUAUACAUGGAUGUGCAGCCUGGCGUUGCAAUGCACAAGAAAAACCCUUUGCGCCUAGUGGCUACAAAGUGGGGUGUUAGAGACCAAUUAAUUGCCAUAUCCGUUUAAGGAGAAUUCAGGCAUUUUCAUAACCAACGCUACUAGAAUUUGUCUCGAAACGACGUUAAUUUCUCAUCCAUUUUGUUAUAGUACAUUAUUUACUCUAAAUACUUAUUAAAUUUUCGAUUAAUUGAGAUCCAAGUGUCAAGAUAUAGAUCUUAUUCAUGAUUAUCUAGUACUUUAUUUGUGUAGCAUGCAUAGGACUGGUAAUCGAUUAUUAGCAGGUUAAUGGUUUAAUCGAUUACCGAACCCCGGCUGUAAAAUGGAUAAACCACUAAUCGACGAUAUCGAUAUACGUUUGUCGUUAAAUUUCAAGUCAAAUGAAGGUCUGUGUUGUAUAAUGACCGACAUUUUUCGAAUAGUCCAAUUCAAGGUCAAAUUAAAUUUUGGCCUAGUUCAAACAAAGAUGGUGAAGCCCGCACAACCCUUCUUUAUGAACGCUCUGUUUGGCAACAAGAGGGUGCAAAUUGUAGGGGGUGCAAGUUGAGGGGUAAAUUGUUGGGGGGUGCAAAUUGUUGGGGUUGUAAAUGGAGGGAUAAAUUGUUGUUUGGAUGAAAAAGUAGGGGUGCAAAUAGAGUGAAAAGUAAGUAAUUAUAUUAUUUUAAAGUAAAUUUUAAAAUUUUAAAAUAGAUUUUAAGAUUAUAAAAUAGAUUUUAAGAUUAUAAAAUAGAUUUUAAGAUUAUAAAAUAGAUUUUAAGAUUUUAAAAUAUUAUCAUAAAAUAAUAAAAUAAAUAUUACUGUAUAAUAAUAAAUAUACUUUACUAAAAUAGUUAUUAUAUAAUAAUACUCAAAUAAUAAUUAAUUAUAACAAUUGUAAUAAUCAUUGAUCGAGCGAUCUCAAAACUGGAAGCUCAACUCGUAACUGGUCAUCCUAUAUAGGGUUUUCGUGUCUAGUUUAAUCUUAAAUUGUCAAACUUAGUCAAACACGUUCGAAUUUGUAAGUUUUAACUAUUUAGUCAAAUAAACUGAGUUAACCAAACAAUUUAUCUCUAUCUUUUCCGCAGACACCUCGUAUCUCUAAUUUUCAAUGCAAAUUCGAUUCAACCAAGAGAUCUAGAUUUGACUUGACGAACAUUGAUAAACUUGUUUCCAGAGUCAAAUGGUCAACCUCGAAUAAUGUUUACAUUAAUGAUAUUUAUAAAAAGAAGAAAUUGAUAAUAUUAAUUAUUAUAUAAUUAUAUAUAACACAAUUAGAAAAAUAAAAUUCCAUAAUUCCCCCCUCCCCCUCUCUUCCUUCCUUCCCUUGCACCCCAAUUCGGGGGUAAGCCGAAACAGUAAAUUUGCCAAAUUAACCAAACAGGUGCAAAUGUGUUGCAAACUCUAUUUACCUCUCACAUUUGCACCCUCCUCUCAUUUACCCCUUCCCAAACAGAGUGGAAAAAUUUACUUCCCUUUGAAGCCCAAUCCAAUCCCAGUAUCCCACUACUCAUAUUAACCUAGCACCAUUUCCCUUAUUUUUGGCAUGUAUAGCGCUAUCUCACCUUUUGUCGUCUUCUUGCGACAGGAUAGAUAAAUAAUUGCAACCACGAAUAAAAUACGAAAUGCGUGUAUGGUACACUGGAGCUAAACCCAAGUUGGGUUUUUUUUAUUACUCUAAAUAAUUAUGUGCAUUAAUUAAUAGAUUUAAUUAGCGAUGUUAAUUGUAAAAGAUUAUUGGUCAAAUGUAGCAGGCGUACAUGCACCUUCCAAGCUCCAUGAGUUGGAUAAACAUUUUUUUUUUAACCAAGUGGGGCCUGUAUAACACGCAAUUAAUUGAAGUUAAUUAUUUUCAAGUGGGUGGUUUUAGCUUUAGAUUAAGAUAAUAAUGGGGAAUUAAUUCCUGUGAUAUUAAAUUAAGAAGAUGAGCCUCCAUUUGGCACUAAAUCGCUUAAUUAAUCGAGAAAGCAGCUUCCCAGGUCAAGUAUAAAAAUCCAAGGACCCCAUAUAUAUGUUCGUGCACCAAAUUAUUAUUGUGUGCUUAAUACAUGGUUAAGGUCGUA